This is a messenger RNA of Myripristis murdjan (pinecone soldierfish), 1094 nucleotides long. RefSeq names its product retinol binding protein 7a, cellular (gene rbp7a). The transcript has 4 exons. Lineage: Eukaryota; Metazoa; Chordata; Actinopteri; Holocentriformes; Holocentridae. Bases 94 to 507 code for a protein of 137 amino acids. The record is from RefSeq and is a predicted model, not a curated record. Gene Ontology annotation, molecular function: lipid binding.
UUGAUCUUCAUCUCAGCCAGCUCAGCUCUCGGACGGCCACCUUGUUCUCACACACACCGCAGUUGGAGUCUUUGGCCCAAAAACCUGGAAAAAAUGCCAUCUAGCCUCUGUGGUACCUGGGACAUGGUCAGCAAUGUCAACUUAGAGGGCUACAUGAUUACACUGGGUAUCAGUUGUUACUUGCGAAAAAUCGCUCAAAAGCUGAAGCAGAGGAAAGUGAUUGAGCAGCAGGGCGAUCUGUACAUCAUCAAAACCAUCAGCACCUUCAGGAACUAUGUCUUUUCCUUCAAAGUUGGUCAAGAGUUUGAGGAGUUUACCCAGGGACUGGACAACAGGCAUGUCAAGUCGCUGGUGACAUGGGAGGGGAAUAAGUUGGUGUGUCAGCAGAUUGGAGAGAAGAAGAACCGUGGCUGGACUCACUGGAUUGAAGAGGAUAAGCUGCAUCUAGAGCUCUAUUGCGAAGGACAAGUCUGCAAGCAGGUUUUUAAGAAGAACGUCAAUGAGUGAAGAUGAAAAGAUGAAUGGAAGUUUCUGUCUGAUGUCUGGAGAAAAGAAGUUAGUCUGUGCUGAUGUGUUGGAUUCACCGAUCUUAGCCCUGAAUAACGAAACCAGACUAGAGAGCAAUGUUCGUGGGUAUUUUCUUUGUAAUAGCCGGUGACGUUAAAGCUCUUUUGAAGCAAUCCCAAAGGGAAACUGUCUUUACUCUCAGCAUAGACCAGAGAGGUGUGGAUUUAUGCCUCUAGAUGGCAUCAUUGGCUCACUUUGAUCAGAUACCAGCCUGCUCUGGUCUGCUCUGGCCUGGAGCUGGAGGUGAUCUGGUAAUCACUGAUGCUGACUGCCUUCACAUUAAAAAAAUAAUAAUCAGCCUUAAACAUUUUGAUGCCACCAUGUUGCAGGCUGAAUCUCAGCUCUAUUUUGGACAAUCAGUCCUAAAAAGUCUCUGUUCACUUCAUACUUUUAUCUUAAACCCUAUGCUUUAAACGCUGUAGUUUUGUCUGUUGGGGCAAAAUGGAGAUUUUCUUGUGUUUUUACCAAGGCUCGUGCUGUCUAGUUGAUAUGUACCAAAGCUAUAUGUGAAAAUAAAACCCUGCCUC